ACGUUUCUGUGUACCGACGUCAUUUACAUGUGUCUUACUUCCUAUUACUUCUGCGUACAGUAACUGUCAUGUAGGAAUAGUAUAUAAAGAGAAUUGGUAACCCUGGUCAAACAUUCGCAGCUCGCUCGUGAAACAAUAACAUAUUAAAAAUGGCAGCCAAGUUCGUCAUUGUUGCUCUGCUGGUGGCGGCUGCUCAAGGCAGCGCUGUCCAUGGUGGUGACUACACCAGCUUCUCAUACGGUGUGUCCGACCCCCACACCGGUGACGUGAAGAGCCAGCACGAGACCCGCGUCGGAGACAGCGUGGUGGGCCAGUACUCGCUCCUCGAGUCUGACGGCACCAAGCGUACCGUCGACUACGCCGCUGACGCUCACUCUGGAUUCAACGCCGUCGUCCGCAAAGACCCCGCUCUCUACGCUCACGCCGCUCCCGUCGUAGCUCACGCCGCUCCCGUCGUAGCUCACGCCGCUCCCGUCGUAGCUCACGCCGCUCCCGUCGUAGCUCACGCCGCUCCCGUCGCCUACGCCGCUCCCCUCGCCCACGGCUACGCCGCCGCCCCCUUGGCUCACGGCUACUCCCACGGUGUGACCACCUACGGCGCUGUCGCCGCUCCCCUGGCUCACGGUGCCGUAGCUUACGGUGCUCACGCUGCUCCCCUCGCCUACAGCGCUGGAGUGUACGGUGCUCACGUAGCUCCCCUCGCUCAUGGUGCCAUCGCCUACGGUGCCCAUGGCGCUCACGGUCUCUACGGCGCUCACGUGUACUAAAUAAUAGUAUGAAAGUUAUUAUUUAUUUAGAAAAUGAAAUGAACGAUGCUGUGAUCAAAUAAAAACUGUUAAAGAACUGAA
Molecule: messenger RNA, 848 nt
Organism: Spodoptera frugiperda (fall armyworm)
Lineage: Eukaryota; Metazoa; Arthropoda; Insecta; Lepidoptera; Noctuidae
Product: cuticle protein 7
Exons: 2
Coding region: 150-767 (205 amino acids)
Cellular component (GO): extracellular matrix
Source: RefSeq, a predicted model, not a curated record